This is a messenger RNA of Penicillium cataractarum, 903 nucleotides long. RefSeq names its product SGNH/GDSL hydrolase family protein. Gene Ontology annotation, molecular function: phosphatidylcholine lysophospholipase A1 activity. The record is from RefSeq and is a predicted model, not a curated record. The coding region runs from base 1 to 903 and encodes 300 amino acids. NCBI's taxonomy places the organism in Eukaryota, Fungi, Ascomycota, Eurotiomycetes, Eurotiales, Aspergillaceae. The transcript has 3 exons.
AUGGUUACUUCUCACGCGGGAUUCCCCCGAUCGCUGGUUUCGCUUCUGGCUUCUAUUUCUUUGUUGGCUGGAAGUGUCAACGGUUACCCGUUUAUUGCCUCUUCAAGUGACCUGUUGGAAAGAGACCACAAGCCAUUCGAACUGAAGUUAUGGCCAGUGGGCGCCUCUAUCACCUGGGGCCAGCACUCUCAGUCUCGUAAUGGUUAUCGCAAGCCUCUUCGCGAUGAACUUGUAUCCGAUGGCUGGGAUGUGGAUAUGGUGGGCUCCCAGCACCAUGGAAACAUGACUGAUGAUAAUGUCGAGGGCUACCCCGGGGCUACCAUCGCUACGGUCCAAACAAAAGCCAUGAAUGCACUCCCAACUCUCCCAAACAAGCCCAACCUAGUCCUCAUCAACGCCGGAACCAAUGACUGCAGAAAAGACCUCAACAUUACCGGCGCUGGCGAUCGCAUGGAGAAAAUGAUUGACGCCAUCUUGAAAGAAAAGGACAUGGAAACGGCAACGAUCAUCUUAUCAACCCUCAUCCCAUCAGACCAGAAAGAAGUCAAAGCCCACCGAGACGCCGUCAACGAACAGUAUCGCAAGCUAGUGACUGCAAUGAGCAAGAAAGGUACCUCAAUUCGCUUGGCAGAAAUGGAAAAUGCGCUCUCGUGGCCGCAGGAUUACACUGUCGAUGGCAAAGCGGAUGAUACUCAUCCUAGCGAUGCUGGAUAUGCGAAGAUGGCUAAGGUCUGGUUUGAGGCUAUCAAGGAUGCGUAUCGUGAUGGUAUUAUUAAAGCGACUGGAACAGUGACAUCUCCUAAUACCGUGACAGAGGUUAUUAGCGUGGAGUCGGCUGUUGGGGUUGGGCCUGGUGUUGAGGUUGAGAUGGAGGUAGUGACGGAGACUAUUACUGUUUCCUAG